Messenger RNA from Mauremys reevesii (Reeves's turtle), 2034 nucleotides. RefSeq names its product exo/endonuclease G (gene EXOG). NCBI's taxonomy places the organism in Eukaryota, Metazoa, Chordata, Testudines, Geoemydidae. Gene Ontology annotation, biological process: apoptotic DNA fragmentation. Gene Ontology annotation, cellular component: mitochondrial inner membrane; nucleus. Bases 637 to 1614 code for a protein of 325 amino acids. The record is from RefSeq and is a predicted model, not a curated record. The transcript is spliced from 7 exons. Gene Ontology annotation, molecular function: 5'-3' exonuclease activity; RNA endonuclease activity; single-stranded DNA endonuclease activity.
CCUCACUGCCCUGUCCCCCUACACCGACCUCCCCUCGCCUCAUCAGCACCCCAAACCCUCCUCACUGCCCUGCCCCCUGAGACCGACCUCCCCAUGCCUCAUCAGCACCCCAAACCCUCCUCACUGCCCUUCCCCCUGAGACCGACCUCCCCAUGCCUCAUCAGCACCCCAAACCCUCCUCACUGCCCUACUCCCCUACACCAACCUCCCCUCACCUCAUCAGCACCUCAAAACCCUCCUCACUGCCCUGCGCCCUAGACCGACCUCCUCUCACCUCAUCAGUACCCCAAGUUAGAGGAAAGGCAUGGGAAGAGGCAAGCAGAAAGGUUCAGGCUGGCUGCACAGCUUGAGAACAGGGUUUCAGCACAGGAGCAGGCAUUUGCUUUGCAGUUCCUGGAACAUGCAAGGCAACUAAGGAACCAGUGGAAGAGUCUCUGCUGGAACAGUAUGGAUUCCCUGUAGCUGGAACAGAGACCAGAUGUUACACAAAUCAUGCACUGUCUUAUGAUCAGGCAAAACGAGUGCCUAGAUGGGUGAUUGAACAUAUUUCAAAACACAAGACACUGGGCAACGCAGAUCGAAGGCACUGCAAAUUCAGACCAGAUCCUAGUAUCCCUCUCAUGUUUAGUGCUGUCAAUGAAGACUAUGUUGGGAGCGGGUGGUCACGAGGACAUAUGGCACCAGCAGGAGAUAACAAAUUUUCAACAGAAGCUAUGGCUGAAACAUUUUACCUGUCCAACAUUGUGCCCCAAAAUUACAAGAAUAAUGCUGGAUUCUGGAACAGGGGCUAUGGCCCAGUCAGGAGACUUGGAGCUCUCCCAGUCAGAGCAUAGGGGCGUGGCUUGUGCCCCAGUUGGGCUUCAUCAACCCUGGUUCCUGUCUGAAAGCUGCCAGGUGGAAGACUGGAGUAUGACUCCUCCCCAGCACUCCCACGGCUACAGGUUCGAGACCUGCAAGGCCUUACAGGAGUACAUGCAUCCAAGUAACAACCAGCCAAAAUCUUCACUUGUGAAGACUGGCAGCAUCGCAGCUUUGAGAAUGGAAAUGUAUUGUCGGGAGCUGACAGAGAGAUUUGAGGAUGUUUGGAUAGUUUCUGGACCUUUGACCUUGCCUCAGACAGGGGAUGAUGGAAAGAAAAGAGUUACCUAUCAGGUAAUCGGCAAGGGCGAUGUGGCUGUGCCAUCACAUCUCUACAAGGUGAUUCUCGCCAAGCGAAGCAGAAUGUCCUCGGAACCCCUGGUGCUGGGCGCCUUUGUGGUGCCCAACGAUCCCAUAGGCUUCAGUCACCAACUACCUGAAUUUCAAGUGCAUAUUGAAGACCUGGAGAAAAUGUCAGGAUUGGUUUUCUUCCCCCAAGUGGACAAAACCAAAGAUGUUAAAAAUAUCUGUGAUGUAGACACCUGUAAACUGAUGGGGUUUGAUGAGUUUACGUUGUACAUCACCACCCGGAAAGUUCACAGUGCCAGAACACUGCACAGGCUGGAAAAGGUCAUGUCAGAGUUAAGGGAGACGGGAAUUGAGCCUGACGAAUAUCUAGUGAAGCUUUACAAGAAGAAGGAGGAAGAACUAGUGCAGCAAAAGCAAAUGGAAGCUAGAGAAGGGAGAGCUGGUUGAGUACGCGGUUCAGAAAAUCUAUUUGGAAUGUUAUACUCUCAGAAAGGAGGCACGUGCGCACACUCCAUUUGGAUUUCAUGAUUUGGCCAUUUAAAAAAAAUGUGGAAACAAUUAGAAGUUUGCGUUCAGGGUAAUGUUCAUUCUCUUGUAACAUGAUGUAUGAAUGAUUUGCUACAGUACCGUGUGGGAAAUGAAAAUGACCCUUUCCUGGCAUGACUGGAUUAUGGGGCCUCUGAAAAAGGCUUUGUACUAUUUUCUAAACCAGACGUCAGAAUUGGGGUCUGCAUGGAAUCCCUUCUAGGAAUAUUAUAAAAAUAGACAGUGGACACCUUGGGAGUAUAACUGGAAUCUGUCUAAAUGUAACUGACCCUACACAUGUAUUUUAAUACAAAAGCUGUAGAAUAAAUGGUGUUACUAUGA